This is a messenger RNA of Rosa rugosa (rugosa rose), 1742 nucleotides long. RefSeq names its product putative disease resistance protein RGA3. Bases 135 to 1742 code for a protein of 535 amino acids. The transcript has 2 exons. NCBI's taxonomy places the organism in Eukaryota, Viridiplantae, Streptophyta, Magnoliopsida, Rosales, Rosaceae. The record is from RefSeq and is a predicted model, not a curated record. Gene Ontology annotation, molecular function: ADP binding. Gene Ontology annotation, biological process: defense response to other organism.
UUCUACAUUUAUAUGCCAAGCAAAGAAUUUAAUGAUUACUCUCACACCAUCUAUCUGUGUAUAAAUUGAGAGUUCAUACAUCCACAUGAGACCAAUGAUUAGAAAAUCUAUCACUUAACUAAUUGUUAUCAAAUAUGGCAGCUGAAUUUCUGCUUACUUUUGGUGCUGAGGGUGUGCUGAAGAAGGUGUCUUCACUUGUCAAUGAGCAAAUCAGUCUUGCAUGGGGGUUCAAAGGAGAUCUGAAGAAGCUAGGCGAGUCGUUAUCACUAAUCCAGAACAUCUUGAAUGAUGCGGCGGAGAAACCACAAGCUCUGGAUCGAGGCAAGGUAGUGGAAGGAUGGGUGAAGAAACUCAAAGGCGUAGCUGAUGAUGCAGACAAUGUGCUGGAUGAAUGCAACUAUGAAGUUCUCCGACGUAAGGUUGAACUGCAAAACCACAUGAAGAGGAAGGUACUCAACUUUCUUUCUGCAUCCAAUCCCAUUAUAUUUCGCCAUAAAAUGGCAAAUAGGAUAAAGCAUAUCAAUGCAUCACUUUUGGAUCUCAAGAGUGAUGCAUCUCUCAUUGGAUUAAUUGAAAGAAGAAUAGAUGCAACUCCGCAAGGUGUACGGCCGGACAGAAAUCAAACCGACUCAUUCUUUGAGCCGGAUGAAAAGGUCAUUGGAAGGGAGGGUGUUGUGUCAAACAUUGUUGAGAGCUUGACCAACUCCACCAAUCAGCAGAUCAAUCUUUCAGUUAUGGCCAUUGUGGGAAUGCCGGGAUUGGGAAAGACGACUUUGGCUAAAUCAGUGUACCAUAAACCUGCCAUAGAUACACACUUCGACAAAAAAAUAUGGGUGUGUGUAUCUAACAUUUUUGAAGUGAAUACGAUUUUAAACCAGAUGUUAGAAUCUCUAAAGAGGGAUAAGGCAGGAAUGAUGACAAAUCAAGAUGCAUUGCUUAAAUCUCUUCAAGAAGAGCUACAAGGGAAGAGAUAUGUUCUUAUCCUAGAUGAUGUUUGGAAUGAAGAUAGUAUAAAAUGGGAGAGUUUGAGAAGUUGUUUGUCAAAGCUCAAUUCUGCUCCGGGAAGCAACAUCAUCAUCACUACUCGCAGUGCCAAGGUGGCAUCAAUUUCAGAAACACUUACUCGGUGUGAAUUGGACAAACUAUCAAAUGACGAAUGUUGGUCCAUCUUGAAGCAAAGAGCAUUGUUUUCAUAUGGCAAUGAUCCAGACCGAGAGAGAAUUGGAAAGGAAAUUGCUAAGAAGUGUGGAGGUGUCCCGUUAGUGGCAAAGGUUUUAGGAGGCAUGAUGCGUACUAAAAAUAGUACAGAAGAAUGGUUGUCAAUUCAAGCAAGUCGAAUAUGGGAAUUACCCGAAGGAGAUGAAAGAAUCAUGUCUGUUUUAAAGUUGAGUUUUCAAAAUUUGAAAUCAUCACUUUUGAAACAAUGCUUUGCAUAUUGCUCAAUGUUCCCGGAAGAUUUCACAAUUGAAAGAGAAAAGUUGAUCCAACUAUGGAUGGCUCAGGGAUUUCUCCAUCCUUAUCCUGGUCAGCAUAUGCAACAAAUGGAGGAUAUAGGUAAUGAGUAUUUCAAUAUUUUAUAUCAAAACUCCUUAUUCCAAGAUGCUACCAAGGAUGACGAUGACAUUAUAGAGGACUGCAAAAUGCACGAUCUUGUGCAUGAUCUUGCAAAAGAAGUUUCCAAAUGUGAGAGUUUGAUGCAGGAUUUAAAUAAUGUGAUAGAGGAUCACGAUACACGUACCUGA